Apis laboriosa (Himalayan honeybee) is the source of this 1158-nucleotide messenger RNA. RefSeq names its product serine-threonine kinase receptor-associated protein (gene wmd). The transcript has 5 exons. Lineage: Eukaryota; Metazoa; Arthropoda; Insecta; Hymenoptera; Apidae. Gene Ontology annotation, cellular component: SMN complex. Gene Ontology annotation, biological process: spliceosomal snRNP assembly. The coding region runs from base 163 to 1155 and encodes 330 amino acids. The record is from RefSeq and is a predicted model, not a curated record. Gene Ontology annotation, molecular function: protein binding; RNA binding.
GUAGAUGGUGACGGUUCGUUGGAAGAGGAUUUUUAGUUAAUGGAAAGUUCACCGGGAAUGUGGAAGUAUAUUUGCGAAUAAAUCUCUUCCUCGCGCUCUACCGAGUGUAGGUGCAUCGAAGAAAGGGAAAAGUAUCGUCAUUCGCAGUUGCAAUCGUACAUUAUGGCAAAUUUAAGACAAACUCCGCUGACGUGUAGUGGACAUACUAGACCCGUGGUGCAUCUCGCAUUCUCCGAUAUCACUGAAUCUGGAUAUUAUCUGAUUUCGGCGUGCAAAGAUGGCAAACCUAUGUUACGACAAGGAGAUACUGGAGAUUGGAUUGGAACAUUUGAAGGACAUAAAGGAGCAGUGUGGGGUGUUGCAUUAAACCCUCAGGCUACAAGAGCUGCUUCAGGUGCUGCAGAUUUUAAUGCUAAAGUUUGGGAUGCAAUAAAAGGAGAAGAAAUUCAUUCGUUUCAACAUAAACAUAUUGUUAAAUCUGUCAACUUUAGUACAGACUCUAAUUAUUUGUGCACUGGCUCUAAUGAGAAACUUGUACGAAUUUAUGAUCUUAACAAACCAGAUGCAGCACCACAAGUUUUCUCAGGUCAUAAAAAUGGUAUCAGACAUGUUACCUUUUUCAAUAAUAAUACUGCAUUAAUUACUUGUGGCGAUGAUAAAACAUUAAGAGUUUGGGAUAGGAAUAGCGGCCAAGAAGUCAAAAGGUUAGAUUUUCCGGCAAUUCCAAAUUCCAUGGAAGUAUCAAGAGAUGGAAAUAUCAUUACCACAACUCAUUCCAAUAUAGUUACUUUUUGGAAUAGUAGAGAAUUAACCAAAUUACGCGAAUACACUGCACCAACACAAAUGAAUAGUGCCAGUUUGCAUCCAGAUUGUAGUAUUUUUGUAUGUGGAGGAGAAGAUUUAAAAAUGUACAAGUUUGAUUAUACUACGGGCGCGGAAAUUGAAUCAUUUAAAGGACACUUUGGACCUGUGCACUGUGUACGUUUUUCACCAGAUGGUGAAUUAUAUGCUAGUGGUUCAGAAGAUGGUACAUUGAGAUUAUGGCAAACAACUGUUGGCAAAACUUAUGGUCUCUGGCGAUGUAUAGAACAAACACCUGCAAUACAAGAAAAUACUACUGUGCUUAAUAAUAAACAAGAAGUUCCUGCCAGUUAAAAA